GCGGCGUAGGGGCGGGGCGAGGGGAGGUUCCCGAGCGGAGUCUGACGGGGCUUCCGGGCCAAGCCUGCACACACUCUUCCCGGGACCAGUACCCAGUUGUGUGUGAGCAAGAUGGAGCCUGACCUGUCUGGUUUUAACAUCGAUGCCCCCCGUUGGGACCAGUUCACUUUCCUGGGGCGGGUGAAGCACUUCUUCAAUAUCACGGACCCUCGCACUGUUUUGGUACCAGAGCGGGAGCUGGAUUGGGCCAAGAUGAUGGUGGAGAAAAGCAGGAUGGGGGCCGUGCCCCCAGGGACUCAAGUGGAGCAGCUGCUGUAUGCCAAAAAGCUGUAUGACUCUGCCUUCCACCCUGACACCGGGGAGAAGAUGAACGUCAUUGGACGGAUGUCCUUCCAGGUUCCCGGCGGCAUGAUCAUCACAGGCUUCAUGCUCCAGUUCUACAGGACGAUGCCCGCGAUCAUCUUCUGGCAGUGGGUGAACCAGUCCUUCAACGCCUUAGUCAACUACACCAACAGGAACGCGGCUUCCCCCACAUCAGGCAGGCAGAUGGCUCUUGCCUACGUCACAGCCACAACCACUGCAGUGACCACUGCUGUGAGCAUGAACAUGUUGACAAAGAAAGCUCCACCCUUGGUGGCCCGCUGGGUGCCCUUUGCUGCUGUAGCUGCUGCUAACUGUGUCAAUAUCCCAAUGAUGCGACAGCAGGAACUCAUCCACGGCAUCUCUGUGAAGGACAAAAAUCACAAUGAGAUGGGUCAUUCCCGGAGAGCUGCGGCCAUAGGCAUCACUCAAGUGGUAAUUUCUCGGAUCACCAUGGCAGCCCCUGGCAUGAUCUUGUUGCCAAUCGUCAUGGAAAGGCUAGAGAAACUGCGCUUCAUGCAGAAAGUCAAGGUCCUGCAUGCACCGUUGCAGGUUAUGCUGUGUGGCUGCUUCCUCAUCUUCAUGGUGCCAGUGGCAUGUGGACUCUUCCCACAGAUAUGUGAAUUGCCAGUUUCCUACCUGGAACAGGAGCUCCAAGACACCAUCAAGGCCAAGUAUGGAGAACACGUGCCUUCUGUCUACUUCAAUAAGGGUCUCUAAAUGUCCCACCUCAGCAAGGACAGGUCUAUCCCAAUAUUCACCAGCUCCUCCUCAGCUGCCUGUGCCCUCAUUCCUCUUUGCCAACAGGGCCUAAGACUAGGGUGUAUUUGGGGGUGUAUGAGGCAGCAGAAUUCCUCAUGCUUAUACCCAGGCACUUGGUUUAUUGGGCUCCAGGGGAUGGAAGUGAACAAGGGGAGGAAGACCAAAUUCUCUUUCUGCUUCCCCUUUCAUCCCAUGGAAACCAGGAGCUGAGGCCCCCUCAGGGGGGAGUUGCUGGGACCUGAGGGGGACAUUCAGCAAACCGAUUGGAAAAAUUAGGAAAACUUUGGGACUCUGGUUCCAGCCAGGAUUGGGAAGAACCUCUGGGACAAAGAGAAGUUCCUACUCUUCUUUCCUCUUCCUUCUGUGUCAUCUUCUCUUAAGCUAUGAAACCUUUACCCUUGUAAUUCUAGUUAAUGCAGGAAGUAUGUGGGGGGGGGGGAGGGGUAAUCUGUGUCACUCUGGGGCUCAUCUCCUCUCUCAGAAAGGUUCUUUGGGAGUGCUGCUAACCUUGAGUUUUAUCAGGAACGUGGGAGUUCUUAGUGCUGAAAAGAGGUCAUUGUGUGAGGCAGCAGAGUUCUGUGGUGCUCAAGCUCAGUCUAUUGAUACUUUGUUCUGCUCUAAAAUCAUGUCUGAUUUCACUUCUGUGUUU
Messenger RNA from Pipistrellus kuhlii (Kuhl's pipistrelle), 1771 nucleotides. It is a transcript of the gene SFXN2, whose product is annotated as sideroflexin 2. The coding region runs from base 112 to 1080 and encodes 322 amino acids. Gene Ontology annotation, cellular component: mitochondrial inner membrane. Lineage: Eukaryota; Metazoa; Chordata; Mammalia; Chiroptera; Vespertilionidae. Gene Ontology annotation, biological process: monoatomic ion transport; serine import into mitochondrion. The transcript is spliced from 12 exons. Gene Ontology annotation, molecular function: monoatomic ion transmembrane transporter activity. The record is from RefSeq and is a predicted model, not a curated record.